Lathyrus oleraceus (garden pea) is the source of this 673-nucleotide messenger RNA. RefSeq names its product protein MAIN-LIKE 1-like. Bases 263 to 673 code for a protein of 136 amino acids. Gene Ontology annotation, biological process: meristem maintenance; meristem development. Lineage: Eukaryota; Viridiplantae; Streptophyta; Magnoliopsida; Fabales; Fabaceae. The record is from RefSeq and is a predicted model, not a curated record. The transcript is spliced from 3 exons.
UUUUGCAGUGGUUCGAAGAAGAGGUGCAGAUGGCCGGAUUCCAGUCCGCACGUUAGACCGGGGUGCAUCUUCAUCUGCAGCUGCAGCUGAGCCGACUGGAUAUCCAGGAGGGUCGUACGAUACGUCUCUUUUGGUGAAGUACGAGCAUCAUGUUGCUCGACAUAUAUGGUUCGGUGAGGAAAGAGGACCAAAGAAAGAGUUGAAGGUUGCCGGACAUGGACUGAAGUUGACUUCUAGGGUUCCAUUGGCUCUUCCACCACAGAUGGAGAGUUGGGUAUCUAGAUCCGGUUUAGCUUCACUGCAGAGAACCAGUCUGAACAAGAUAGACACAAAUCUUGUCUCUGCAUUUGUGGAAAGAUGGCAUCUAGAGACAUCUUCAUUUCACAUGCCGUUUGGUGAAAUGAGCAUUACUUUAGAUGAUGUCGCAUGUCUACUUCACUUGCCCAUUAGGGGUAUCUUUUGGAGUCCUCAGGAUGUGAUUGAAGAGCUAGCUGUUGAACUUGUUGUUGACUACCUAGGAGUGUCACAGGGUCAGGCACAGUCACAUGUUCGGAGUUGUAGGGGGUCGUAUUACAAGUUGGAGUGUGUUGGAUUCACGAGUAUUUUCCAACUAUUGGAAAAAGAGGGGAGAAUUGGAAUCCUGCUGAAAACUGUGGUCUUCCCCGAGCGAUGA